Messenger RNA from Aphanomyces astaci, 359 nucleotides. RefSeq lists its product as hypothetical. Bases 23 to 238 code for a protein of 71 amino acids. The record is from RefSeq and is a predicted model, not a curated record. The transcript has a single exon. NCBI's taxonomy places the organism in Eukaryota, Oomycota, Saprolegniomycetes, Saprolegniales, Verrucalvaceae.
GUGCUUUCCUUGCAGUGCGAACAUGGAGGUGAACGAUGAGGAUGCGGCCGUCGCCGCUGGUGCUGCGCCGUCGAGGAAGGUUAUCGCAGAGAUCAAGGAAUACGAAGCCCAUGUCAGUGCCAUGAAGAACUUCAACGAGUCCUUGCGGCAACUGAGCGACAACAUCGAAGUGAUGACCCAAACCGUCGAGCAAACCAACAAAUUGGCCGCGGGGUGGCUGCGGCUAUGGCACAAGUAACACCCCUUCCAAAUCCACAUGCAUGAUGUAACUCUUCCGACGAUGAGCGAUCCUUCCCGACUGUAUGCGAACUCUUAUGCUUAUAUAACAUGACAUUCUACAUUGUAUCGUUAAGCACGAC